Messenger RNA from Dovyalis caffra, 453 nucleotides. NCBI's taxonomy places the organism in Eukaryota, Viridiplantae, Streptophyta, Magnoliopsida, Malpighiales, Salicaceae. The record is from the annotation of a GenBank genome assembly.
AUGGGUGCUCUUGACGAUCUCUCAGAUUACCUCUCUGACUUAUUUACAGUUGCCAAGAGGAAGAGGAAGAGAAAACCAAUGCAGACAGUUGAUAUCAAAGUGAAAAUGGACUGUGAUGGCUGUGAACGGAGGGUUAAACAUUCUGUUUCCUCCAUGAAAGGGGUUAAAUCAGUAGAUGUGAACCGAAAGCAAAGCCGGGUAACAGUCAAUGGAUAUGUUGAGCCAAACAAGGUCUUAAAGAGGGUGAAGAGCACAGGAAAGAGAGCUGAGUUUUGGCCAUAUGUCCCAUACAAUUUGGUGGCUUAUCCUUAUGUUGCUCAAGCCUAUGAUAAGAAAGCACCUCCAGGCUAUGUGAGGAAUGUGGCUCAAGCAGUUCCUGGCCCCAACGCACCAGAUGAACAAUUUACAUCUAUGUUUAGUGAUGAAAACCCUAAUGCAUGUUCCAUUAUGUAG